Parathielavia appendiculata is the source of this 1389-nucleotide messenger RNA. RefSeq lists its product as uncharacterized. Gene Ontology annotation, cellular component: cytosol. The transcript is spliced from 16 exons. Lineage: Eukaryota; Fungi; Ascomycota; Sordariomycetes; Sordariales; Chaetomiaceae. The record is from RefSeq and is a predicted model, not a curated record. Gene Ontology annotation, biological process: glycolytic process; gluconeogenesis. Gene Ontology annotation, molecular function: zinc ion binding; fructose-bisphosphate aldolase activity. The coding region runs from base 224 to 1312 and encodes 362 amino acids.
CCGAGAAUCAAGCCUGCGUCAUACAAAUCCCUCACCGGCGACGGCAGAUUGUUUGUGCGAAACUCGGCAGUGUUUUCACUCUUCCGGGCUGCGUUCGACAGAACUCCUAGCUCAGCAUUUCCCCUAGAAUCGCGAGCAAACAAAUCUCACACCCCUCAACUUACCCCGCCGUCGCAACAAUUCGUCUUCUGUUUGAUCAACGAACAACCUAUUUACAGCCAAAAUGGGUCUUCUCGAGGAACUCAACCUGCCUGUCGGCGUCAUCUACGGUGACGAUGUGCUGAAACUCUUCCAGUAUGCACGUGAGAAGGGCUUCGCCAUUCCUGCCGUCAACGUCACCUCCAGCAGCACUGUUGUCGCUGCUCUCGAGGCUGCUCGUGAUGCCAAAGCCCCGAUCAUUCUGCAAACAAGCCAGGGCGGCGCUGCCUAUUUCGCCGGCAAGGGCAUCAAGAACAGCGCCGAGAAGCAGGAGGCGUCGGUUGGCGGUGCAAUUGCUGCCGCCCACUACAUCCGCGCUGUCGCGCCUCUGUACGGUAUUCCCGUCGUCCUUCACACUGAUCACUGCGCGAAGAAGCUCCUCCCCUGGCUCGAUGGCAUGCUCGAUGAGGACGAGAAGUUCUUCAAGCAGAACGGCGUUCCCCUAUUCUCCUCGCACAUGAUUGACCUGUCUGCUCUGCCAGUGGACGAGAACAUCAGCACCUGCGUCUCGUACCUGAAGCGCAUGGCUCCCAUGAAGCAGUGGCUGGAGAUGGAAAUUGGCAUCACGGGUGGCGAGGAGGACGGUGUCGACAACACCGGCGUUGACAACGCCUCUCUUUACACUCAGCCCGAGGACAUCUGGCAGAUCGAGCAAGCUUUCCGCCCUAUCUCGCCGUACUUCUCGAUCGCUGCCGGCUUCGGCAACGUCCACGGCGUCUACGCCCCUGGCAACGUCCGCCUGCACCCGGAACUCCUUGGCAAGCACCAGGCCUUCGUCUCCGAGAAGCUGGGCGGCACCGACAAGAAGCCUGUCUUCUUCGUCUUCCACGGUGGCUCCGGCUCAAGCAAGCAGGAGUACGAAGAGGCCAUUAGCAAUGGCGUGGUCAAGGUCAAUGUCGACACGGAUAUGCAGUGGGCCUACCUGACCGGCAUUCGUGACUACAUCAACAAGAACAUCGACUACCUCAAGACCCAGGUCGGCAACCCUGAGGGUCCCAACAAGCCCAACAAGAAGAAGUACGACCCGAGAGUCUGGGUUCGUGAAGGCGAGAAGACCAUGUCCGCCCGGGUGGCCGAAUGUCUCAAGGACUUCAAGACUGCUGGCACCCUCUAAACUGGGACAGGAUGUGGUUGCGGGUGGCGUUGGGUAACAAGGGGUUGACUGUGGCCGCGAUGCCCAGCAGUGGUUGC